AUGAGGUUUACCUUCAAGUCCCCCUUGGGAGCUUUGUUCAAGUUUAAGCCUGCGAAGUUCAAUUACCAGUUGGAGCAAGAUAUACGCCAAAAGUUGGACUCUUUGUCUUCGGUCACCAAAAUCUACACUAACCCUGACGGCACUCCUCGUGUACCCAGCGACCAAGAAUUCAAGACUAUUGCCGAACUUCAGAACUUAUACUACCAGAGAAAUCAUUCUGAGUGGAACUUUAUUCUCCCAGGAAUCCCAAGAGAGCAAUUGAACUUGUACAAAGAUAAUAGUCAGGACUUAAAGAACUUUCAAUUUGUCACCAAAGAUGCUGGAAAGAUCAUCGACAAGAUACCAUACAAAGACGACACCACUGGAGAAUUAAAGUGGAAAAUAGUGAGAGAAACAGAGAAGGCUGAGGGUUGGGAAUUCCCUUACUUCUACUUGGUGUUGCCCAUCUUUGCCUAUGUGGCAUACUCUAAAUACACGGCUCUGAUGCGCAGAAGAGAGCUCGAUGGACCCGACUGGGCCGAAAAGGAGUUGCGUUUGAGAGCAAUGGAAGACUACUUCCAUGGAGACACCGAAAAGGCUAAGCAAUUCUUGAGUGAUGAGGGUAAGUCACAAAGAGAAAUCAGAGACAGAGAUGAUUUGGUGGUGGCCAGAAUCUUGGGUGGAGAUUACGACAAGUUGGCCGAGUUGAAGAAGAAAUUGCCCAAAGAUGUGAUUCCAAAACCGGAGGUGAACCCCAACUUGAAGAUUUAG
This is a messenger RNA of Meyerozyma guilliermondii ATCC 6260, 750 nucleotides long. RefSeq lists its product as uncharacterized. The record is from RefSeq and is a predicted model, not a curated record. The transcript has a single exon. Bases 1 to 750 code for a protein of 249 amino acids. Lineage: Eukaryota; Fungi; Ascomycota; Pichiomycetes; Serinales; Debaryomycetaceae.